AUGCCGAGCUUGCCAGCGCCCACAGCGUCUACCUCGCUUGCUCAGGAUGUCUUACAGCUCCACGGACAUCAAAACUUCCGCCAUCGCUUGGUUUUGUCGCUUCUGUCGCAACGAGCGAUCAGGAUAGAAAAUAUUCGCUCAGACGCAAGUUAUGAUGAGCCCGGUUUACGAGACUACGAGGUCUCGUUCCUACGACUGAUAGAGCGCAUUAGCAAUGGUACGAGGGUGGAGAUAAGCUACACGGGCACUGCAGUCUCUAUGCGACCGGGAAGUCUGCAAGGCGGCCAAAUCAAUCACACCUGCCCACUGUCAAGAUCCAUUGGCUGGUUCCUCGAGCCUUUGAUCGUGCUCGGGCCGUUUUGCAAGGAACCUUUGAACCUGCACAUGCAUGGCAUGACCACGGAUGGUCGCGAUUCAUCUGUCGACGUGCUGCGAGUCUCAACGCUACCUCAUUUGUCAAUGUUUCUCGAGAGCGCUGAUGGCCUGGAAGUGAGGAUCAUCAAGAGAGGCCAUCCACCCAAAGGCGGCGGCGAAAUACAAUUUCGAUGCCCUAUCGUACGCAAACUGAAGCCAGGUUUUAACUUUGUCGAUCCGGGCCGGAUCAGCAAGAUCAGGGGCAUCGCUCAUAGUGUCAGAGUUUCACCCCAGUUCUCCAACCGACUCGUCUCUGCCGCCCGAGGUGUACUCAACUCAUAUAUACCGGAUAUUUACAUCUACACCGACGUCUAUCGAGGCGCAGAGAGUGGCAAAUCGCCUGGAUACGCUCUCACGCUCCUGGCCACCAGCACGACGGCGGCGCUCUUCUCUGCUGAAGCGACCUCCUGCACCAUUUCAAAGACGCAGGCUAGCCCGGGCGCAAUCUUGUCUGCUUCGCGCCAGACCAACCUGUCGUCCUUGCCUACGGGAACUAGCGAUGAAAAGCAAGGAGAUGAGGACGAGUUGAGGCGAUCGCAAGUCACGCCGGAAGAUAUUGGACAAAGAGCAGCACAUGCGUUGCUGGACGAAAUAAGCAGGCAAGGCUGCAUAGAUAGAGGUCACGAGUGGCUCGUUUGCCUCCUCAUGAGCUUGUCUGGCGAAGACGUUUCGCGCGUCAAGAUUGCUGGCCCGAUGGAUCCUCUACUAGUCCAAUUCUUGCGCGAUCUCCGGGAUUUCUUUGGCGUCACGUUCAAGAUCAGAUCAGUCGAUGCUAUGUCGCAGUCUGACGACCCUGUCCAUCCAGCAGAAGAGCUGUACCUGAGCUGCGUCGGGAUAGGCUACACCAAUGUAGCAAAGAAAGCUGGCUGA
Messenger RNA from Mixia osmundae IAM 14324, 1284 nucleotides. RefSeq lists its product as uncharacterized. Bases 1 to 1284 code for a protein of 427 amino acids. The record is from RefSeq and is a predicted model, not a curated record. NCBI's taxonomy places the organism in Eukaryota, Fungi, Basidiomycota, Mixiomycetes, Mixiales, Mixiaceae. The transcript has 4 exons. Gene Ontology annotation, biological process: endonucleolytic cleavage of tricistronic rRNA transcript (SSU-rRNA, 5.8S rRNA, LSU-rRNA); ribosome biogenesis. Gene Ontology annotation, molecular function: RNA endonuclease activity. Gene Ontology annotation, cellular component: nucleolus.